Molecule: messenger RNA, 849 nt
Organism: Salvia hispanica
Lineage: Eukaryota; Viridiplantae; Streptophyta; Magnoliopsida; Lamiales; Lamiaceae
Product: transcription factor bHLH51-like
Biological process (GO): regulation of DNA-templated transcription
Molecular function (GO): protein dimerization activity; DNA-binding transcription factor activity
Source: RefSeq, a predicted model, not a curated record
CACUCUCUCACUCACCAUUUUUCCCCCUUCUCCCAAUCAAUGGAAAAUUGCUAUUUCCCCAUCUUCAAUCACGCCGACGAACCGCCGUGGCUCCUCCCUCCCUCCGCCGCCGCCGACGACCGAGCCGCCUCCGCCUCCCGAAGCCACAGCGAAGCCGAAAAACGCCGCCGAGACAGAAUCAACGCUCAGCUCUCCACUCUCCGCAAACUCAUCCCCAAAUCCGAAAAGAUGGACAAGGCGGCGCUGCUGGGGCACGUGGUGGAUCACGUGAAGGAGCAGCGGCAGAGGGCGAAGGAGGCGAGCGAAACCAGCGGCGGCGUGCCGAGCGAGACCGACGAGGUGAUCGUCGGUGAAGUUGAAGACGGAUCGGAGCAGAUCAAGGCGUCGAUCUGCUGCGACGAUCGGCCGGAGCUCUUCGCGGAGAUCGGGGGCGCGCUGAAGGCGCUGGAAGCCGCCGUUGUCGAAGCCGACAUCACGAGCUUGGGAGGGAGGAUCAGGGCUAAUUUCGUCAUUUCCCCUUCUCCUUCCGCCGCGAACCAGAGCGGUUCGAUUAAAAUGGCACUUACCCGGCUCCUCAUCUCGUCCGGGUCGGGUUACGGAGCCCGGAGCAAGAGGCAGCGGUUCUUUUAUCCCACUCCGCGUUGAACUUACUAAGGGAAAUCGCCGGGAAAAUUAUGAAAUCCGAUCAAAUGGUCCGUUCUACGGGUUUAAAAAUCAACUUGAGAAACCAUACAAUUUGAACGCGAUUAUACCACGACGAAAAACUGAUCGACUAUAUGUAAUAUAUUGUUGAUGUAUUCCAACCGACCUACGCCCUUUCUUUAAAAAUAGACGGCAUCAUUCAAUUCA